Molecule: messenger RNA, 3377 nt
Organism: Hevea brasiliensis (rubber tree)
Lineage: Eukaryota; Viridiplantae; Streptophyta; Magnoliopsida; Malpighiales; Euphorbiaceae
Product: receptor-like protein EIX2
Exons: 3
Coding region: 1-3135 (1044 amino acids)
Molecular function (GO): protein binding
Source: RefSeq, a predicted model, not a curated record
AUGAUACUUCUAUCCAUUUCCAGUAUUCUAACAAAGAUGUUUCCAUUUCUUUGGAUUGUUCUUCUUCUCAACUGUUUGAUAAGAGGAGAAUUCUUUUUUUGUGCACAAGCUCAGCUUGUGGACUGCCAUACUUCUGACAGAGAAGCUCUUCUUGAUUUUAUAAAGGGUCUUGAAAAUUCUGAGAAACAACUCUCUUCAUGGAAAGGAAGCAACUGCUGUCAAUGGUUUGGAAUAGCUUGUGACAAUAUCACUGGAGCUGUAACCAAAGUUGAUCUCCACAGCACGUCAGGUUUGUUGAACUUGAGCGGAGAGAUUAGAUCUUCACUCACAAAACUCAAGUCCUUGACAUAUCUGGACUUGAGUUCUAACUCAUUCACUGGCACAAUUCCUGAUUUCUUACCCUUCCUGGAGAACUUGCAAUAUCUAAACCUAUCAUAUGCUGGGUUUAGUGGUGCAAUUCCUCCAAAUCUUGGAAACCUCUCUAGCUUGAAGUUUCUUGAUGUCUCUUCUCCUAGUUUAAAUGUUGAUAAUCUUGAAUGGAUGAGUGGUCUUCUGUCAUUAAAAUAUUUGGCCAUGGAUGGUGUAGAUCUUUCAAAGGCAGGAGUAGGAUGGGUUGAUGCAUUAAACAAGCUUCCAUUCUUGACUGAGUUGCAUUUAUCUUCAUGCCAUUUAUCCAGUCUCAACUAUUCUCUUCCUUUGGUCAAUUUGAGUUCACUUGCUGUCCUAAACCUUAGUAACAACUACAUCAAAUCCAAGUUUCCAAAUUGGCUGGUGAAUAUCAGUAGCCUUGUUUCAGUUGAUAUCAGCUAUAACAGGCUACAUGGAAGGAUUCCACUCGGUUUUAGUGAACUGCCAAAUUUGCAAUCAUUGGAUCUUGGUUAUAAUCAAGAUCUCUCUGCAAGUUGCUUCCAACUGUUGAGAAGAAGGUGGGGAAAAAUACAAGUUCUUGAUCUAUCUAUGACCAAAUUACAUGGAAGAAUUCCUGCUGCCCUUGGAAAUAUAACUUCUCUUAUUUAUCUUGAUUUAUCAAAAAAUGAUGUUCGGAGUAGUAUUCCAAGCUCCAUUGGUAGGCUUUCUAACUUACAAUUUAUUGAUUUGUCCUGUAAUAAUCUGACAGGAGGUUUACCAGAAUUUCUUGAAGAAGAAACAGCAAACUGCCCUUCCAAAAGUCCUUUGCCUAAUUUGAAGAACUUCAAAUCCAGUUACAGCAAUUUAACUGGUAAGUUGCCAAAUUGGAUAGGCAAUCUUAAAAAUCUAGUUGUCCUCGAUUUGAGUUAUAACUUGCUUCAAGGUCCCAUCCCCCGUUCUUUCGAAAAUUUGCGGCAGUUGUCUGAACUCAGACUUGGAUCAAAUAAACUAAAUGGUAGUCUCCCAAAAGGCUUGGGAAAGCUCUCUGCAUUGACUCAUCUUGAUGUUUCCAUUAAUCAACUGGCCGGUGUUAUCACAGAAGCACAUUUUUCAGGCCUAAGUAAAUUGAAGCAAUUGAUUCUUUUGAGAAACUCCUUCAUCUUGAAAGUCAAUUCCAGUUGGAUCCCUCCAUUUCAGCUCUGUACCUUGGUUAUGGGUUCAUGCAAUCUAGGUCCAUCCUUCCCUGCUUGGCUCAGAUCUCAAAAAGAGAUUGUCAUUCUAGAUUUCUCAAAUGCUAGUAUUUCAGGUUCCAUUCCAAACUGCUUGAAGGGUCAUUUACCAAAUCCAUUAAAUAUAUCUCCCUCUGCAACCAGUGUUGAUUUGAGCUCCAACCUCUUUCAAGGGUCCAUUCCUCUUCCUCUUCCUCUUCCAAAUGUCUCAAUCCAAGUGCUUGAUCUUUCCAAUAAUCAAUUCUCUGGUUCUAUCCCAAACAAGAUUGGUAAAAUCCUUUCACAUUUGCAAUUCCUCUCUCUUUCCAAUAACCAGCUGGCUGGUCAUGUCCCAGCCUCUAUUGGAGAGAUAUCGACUCUUCAAAUCCUUGAUCUUUCAAGGAAUGGUUUGAUAGGAAGCAUUCCUUUGAAUAUCGGGAAUUGUUCUAACCUCACUGUUCUAGACCUUCAAAAUAAUAAUUUGUCUGGUGAGAUUUCAAAAUCCUUGGGUUGGCUUCAUUGGCUUCAAAUACUUCACCUCAGCAAUAACAGAUUCUCAGGAGAAAUCCCAUCAUCUCUCCAGGAAUUGAAGGAAUUAGAAACUCUAGACCUUGGAAACAACAGUUUGACAGGAAAUAUUCCGUCAUGGAUAGGAGGAGCUUUUCCACGUCUCAGAAUACUUAGCCUGAGGUCAAAUUCCUUUUCAGGAGAAAUUCCCCCUAGACAUUCAAAUUUGAGUUCUCUACAAGUUCUGGAUCUAGCAGGAAACAAGUUGAAUGGCAGAAUUCCUUCUAGCUUUGGAGCUUUUAAAGCCAUGGCUCAACAACAUGUAAACCAUUAUUUGACAUAUGGAGACCCUGACAGGCGCUACUACCAAGAAAACAUAGUUGUGAGCAUAAAUGGGCAAACUCAAAAAUAUUCCAAGACUCUUUCACUCCUGACUACCAUAGAUCUUUCUGGAAAUAAUCUACAUGGUGAGCUUCCUGAAGAACUAACAAACCUGGUUGGUCUUCUAGUUUUGAACCUGUCAAGAAACAACAUCAGUGGCCAGAUUCCACACAGCAUUUCAGAAAUGCAUCAGUUGUUAUCUCUUGAUCUGUCAGGCAAUAAUCUUUCAGGUCCAAUUCCUUCAAGCCUCUCUUCAUUGACUUUUCUGGAAUAUUUGAACUUGUCCAACAACAACUUAUGUGGUGCAAUCCCAUAUACAAAUCAGAUGUCAACUUUUAAUGAAUCCUCCUUUGAUGGGAACCCAUGUCUAUGUGGAAAUCCCCUUGUUGUGAAGUGCUCGCAUAACAAUAAUAAUUCUGACAAUGGAGGGACCAGUAACCAUUCAGACUAUAAUGGGUUGAUUGAUAACUGGUUUUACUUGAGCAUUGGGUUGGGAUAUGCAGCAGGUUUACUGCUUCCAUAUUUGUUAUUUGCAGUGAGAAGAUCUUGGGGUGGUGUAUACUUUGCUGUUGUGGAUAGGAUCGUAAACAGAUUGUCAAAUGCACCUGCUCUUGUGGAUAGGAUUGUACACAGACUGUCAAGUGCAUCAAGCAGAAUAGCAACAAGAACAAGAACUCAGUGCAGUUGCUGAGUUCUCUUUCCUCUUCCAGGUUCUUGUAAAAAAUUUUGCCACUGCUGUCAGUUUAAAGUUGUUUGAAGUUAAAAAUUCACUUGUUUUCACAUAAAUGGCUUGUAAAGAUAUAUAAAAUGAGACAUGGGUUAGCUUCUGCAUUCCCAUCAAUCUUUCAGAGUACAGUCUUGACAUAAAAAAAGGGUCUCAAAGAUUCUGAGAAUUAACCUGCUUCCUUCAUGGCAAGGAAGCAGGCACCUACA